GUGAAUUACCUUUCCUGGUGGUGAACUAAUAGCGUGUUUAAUUCUUUCUUUAUUGUUAUACUAUAAAAUAGUUAACUCCAUUUUGUAUUUUUUCCACAGCUCUCGAUCAGUGUUCGGAGUCGUCAUCCUUGUCAUAUAGUGGACUAGUAACGAAAACUCACGAGAGUGUAACAAAAAAAACGAUCGUGAGUUCCAAGAGCGUGAGGGACUUAAAUGAGUCGUGAGAACUGAGACAGAGGAGUUAAUCAGACGAUCAGGCGAUCGUAGGGAUAAAUUGCAUGGGAGAACAGCGGAGGAGUUGAAAGAGUUGCAUGCGAGGUGUUGAUCGUCGGCAGUCGAGUGAAUAAUAUUAUCGAACGGAGUGUCUUAUGAUUACUUCCAGUGCGAGCGAACCGGUUGAAGAUUGCCAAAUAAUAAAAAAAAUCGGAGAGAACCACGUGCUACUGGCCGUCCAAAUACCAUCACCGCCAGAGAGAGAUCCCGAGAAAGCUGCAUCGAUAUCUCUGAAUGGUCAUAAGCUCACAGCUCAUCGAAAUCAAUUGAAGAUGAUUCACCAACAGCGUGGUCAGUCAAAAGUGUUCAUAACCAUGGGCAUGAACGAAUCCGAGAAGCUUGCCAGAAGUAUUUCGGAAGAUGACGACCUCCUAGGGUUGCCGGAUGUUCCUAUGGUACCAGAAAAUAUCCAAUCGGAGAAAAAGCGUCAUGUGUUGAUACGUAGUCCUGUUAUGACGAGAUCGAAGGCCGCAUCAACCAACUGAAGCAGUUAAACAUAUAAAAUUAAUAAUCAAACAAAGUCGUAAUACGAUGUCGAAGUUUAUUGAAAUUUUCCUGAUAUAUUUUAAAGAAUAAUUCUUGAUGAAUUCAUCUAAAAAGGGGAGAAUUGUAAUAUCCCAAUGAUUUUGGGUAUUCUGCAUUAUGAGUGCAUUCGAAUUUGUACUAAAAAGAUACUCUCAUGAGAACAAAUAAAGAUAUAGAUCAUUCGAUCAUUAGCCGUUGUCGUACACGGAGACAAAUAAUAA
Molecule: messenger RNA, 1019 nt
Organism: Topomyia yanbarensis
Lineage: Eukaryota; Metazoa; Arthropoda; Insecta; Diptera; Culicidae
Exons: 2
Coding region: 369-758 (129 amino acids)
Source: RefSeq, a predicted model, not a curated record